GUGAAAGGCCCGGCUCAGCAGAUCUGCUCGGAGGACAAACGGUUCCAGUUUGAGACUCUGUCAGACAGGAAGUGGCUCCACAGAGCAGAAAUUGGAGAAUAUGGUCUUCCUGUCUGGGCGGGGACCUGGAAGAUCAUGAACUUUCCCUUCAGACAGCAGAAGAAGGACUGGGACAACGACUGGCCCAGAUACCAGCAGGGUCCCAGAGAGGUGUCGGACAGAUUCCUCAGAAUCCAUGAAGAAGAGGCAGAGGAGGAGCCUGCAGGCUGGGAGGAGUCCUGGAGGCUGUCCCACGUCCCCGAGGACCAAACCAAACCCCAGAUAAACGAUGUCUUCGUCCCCGGAUGGAGGAAGUCCUGCUUCGUCUCCGCAGCUCCUCCUGAGGAGGACGAGGAGCGUCAGAGGAGCUGGAGCUGCUGCUGGAGCUUCACACAGCAGAUCAG
This is a messenger RNA of Austrofundulus limnaeus, 443 nucleotides long. RefSeq lists its product as uncharacterized. Lineage: Eukaryota; Metazoa; Chordata; Actinopteri; Cyprinodontiformes; Rivulidae. The record is from RefSeq and is a predicted model, not a curated record.